UUAGUGUCACUUCCAUUCCAGCACCGGAAUAAGAGGAGACGCUGAGAUUGUGCUCUAACCACCCUGGGCAUUAUAAGUUUAUGGCCCAAGAGGCGCGUGCUAGUGUGUUUCAUAUCACGUUGGAUGCCUCUGAACAAUAACUUAAACCAAUUUAUGGGGAGUCAGUGCGUUUAUGAAAGCUUUCCAUGGGAUCCACUGAUUGAAACGCGUUUAGUUUGGUUCUGCAGUCAGACACUCUUGAGGUGACGCAUACACCCAUAUAUAGGCGACCACUCUUACACUGAGAGAAAGGCGACAUCUCGAACAACAGCAAAUAAAAUAUGUAAUUCCAGAAAUCAGAAUCAUAUCAGGAGUUUAUCUGGCAUAAAGACGUCUGGCUGAGGGUUAACUUCGCGCGCAUUAGUAAUGCAUGAGUAGUGGGAGGGGGCUGACCGCGCACGAUGCCCCCCAAUAGACUCUCGAGACAUUGUCAUGGAAAGAGACCACCGCCUCGUUAUUGUCUCGCGGACUGCCAAGUUUAUUAUAAACACUGCGCGCGCUGGCCGGUGCGCUGUCAUACUGAGUGCAAGGCGAGGUGGUCCGGAAGAGAGCGAGAGCGAAACUGACGUGGAUGGAAGAGGAAGAUACUGAUACUGAGAGAGAAAAGAAAGAGAUUUCAGGAAUAUUACUUUCAAGGAAGAGAGAGAGACGUGAAGAAAGACAUAUAUAUGGUAAAAUAACAUCCUGCUUUGACUGAAAACAAGAAAACCACAUUGAGAGCGGGACUGAACUCGGGGACCUAAAGCUGGUCGUUGGAGAAAUUUGAAAACCGGAAUUCAUUCUGUGGUGUUUUUUUUCAGCUUUAACCGUUUUAAUUCCUCUCGAAUCCCGAGAAGUACAUUUCAUCCAGCGCUCGCCCCAGAGUUGUCGUCCUCGCGCCUCCAUGUAUAAAAUGGAUUACUCCUACCUGAACUCAUAUGACUCGUGCAUGGCGGCCAUGGAGGCAUCGGCCUACGCGGACUUCAGCUCGUGCAGUCAGGCCAGCUCGUUCCAGUACAACCCGAUCCGGACCGGGUUCGGUGCCAACCCGGGAUGCGCACCCCUGAGCACCGCUAGCUGCACCCUGGGGUCCCUUCGGGAGCACCAGCCCACACCCUACUCCACAGUUCCAUAUAAGUUCUUCUCGGACCCAUCCGGUUUAAACGAGAAGCGGAAACAGCGGCGCAUAAGGACCACCUUCACGAGCUCACAGCUGAAGGAGCUGGAGCGCGUGUUCGCGGAGACCCACUACCCCGACAUCUACACGCGCGAGGAGCUUGCGCUCAAGAUCGACCUUACUGAGGCGCGGGUACAGGUGUGGUUCCAGAACCGGCGGGCUAAGUUCCGUAAGGUGGAGCGUGCAGCCAACUCUAAGUCCAGUAAUGGGACCGGGGGCCCAGGAGGGAAUAAUGGCAAUGCUGGGGGGAAAAAGGGCGAGCCCAGAUCUUCCUCAGAUGAUGACGAAUCAAAAGAAUCCACCUGCAGUCCCACCCCUGACAGCACCGCCUCGCUGCCCGGCUCAGCCAAUGGGAACAUGGGUAGCCCUGCCAGCCUCAGCCCCAGCCCCGCCCCUGCUAAUGGUGGCUACACCAACACCUCCAGCUCCCCCGUUCUGCAGGGGCUCAAACCCCCUGGCUGGCCCAGCCUAGGCCCCGCCCACCCAGGAAUGGCCCAACCCGCAGCCCAGGCUCCAGAGCUGCUGAAGGCGUGGCAGCCUGCAGACAGUAUGACAGGGCCUUUCGCUGGCGUGCUCUCCUCCUUCCACCGGAAACCCAAUGCUCUCAAGACUAACCUGUACUAGAGACAAGGAGCAGAGAUCUCUAGUAUAACUGCUGUAUAUCUAUACAGACUAACCUGUACUAGAGACAAGGAGCAGAGAUUUCUAGUAUAACUGCUGUAUAUCUAUACAGACUAACCUGUACUAGAGACAAGGAGCAGAGAUCUCUAGUAUAACUGCUGUAUAUCUAUACAGACUAACCUGUACUAGAGACAAGGAGCAGAGAUUUCUAGUAUAACUGCUGUAUAUCUAUACAGACUAACCUGUACUAGAGACAAGGAGCAGAGAUCUCUAGUAUAACUACUGUAUAUCUAUAUUCUCCUUCCCCCUCUAUCUACUGCGCCCCGGAGCGGGACUACCCAUUUCAUUUAUUACUACCCGGACUCUCUAAGUGGCAGUUGUAGUUUGUGAAUAUGUGUUUGUGUUGAAGUGUGUGUAACAUGCAUCUCAUACGGGGUGUGUGAGUGUGUGUAACAUGCAUCUCAUACGGGGUGUGUGUGUGUGUCAGUUGUUCUGUAUGUUCUCACUCCAACAAAGCUACACCCCCCCCCCCCACACACACACACACACACUAUACACAGUCCAAAAGGUAUUGGCAGACAUUGUGCACUUAGCAACACUAGCUCCUAGCCCCUGUACCCCUGAUUAGUAACACUAGCUCCUAGUCCCUGUACCCCUGAUUAGUAACACUAGCUCCUAGUCCCUGAUUAGCAACACUAGCUCCUAGCCCCUGAUUAGCAACACUAGCUCCUAGUCCCUGUACCCCUGAUUAGCAACACUAGCUCCUAGCCCCUGAUUAGCAACACUAGCUCCUAGUCCCUGUACCCCUGAUUAGCAACACUAGCUCCUAGUCCCUGUACCCCUGAUUAGCAACACUAGCUCCUAGUCCCUGUACCCCUGAUUAGUAACACUAGCUCCUAGCCCCUGAUUAGUAACACUAGCUCCUAGUCCCUGUACCCCUGAUUAGCAACACUAGCUCCUAGUCCCUGUACCCCUGAUUAUCAACACUAGCUCCUAGUCCCUGUACCCCUGAUUAGUAACACUAGCUCCUAGUCCCUGAUUAGUAACACUAGCUCCUAGCCCCUGAUUAGCAACACUAGCUCCUAGUCCCUGUACCCCUGAUUGGCAACACUAGCUCCUAGUCCCUGUACCCCUGAUUAGCAACACUAGCUCCUAGUCCCUGUACCCCUGAUUAGUAACACUAGCUCCUAGCCCCUGAUUAGUAACACUAGCUCCUAGCCCCUGUACCCCUGAUUAGCAACACUAGCUCCUAGUCCCUGUACCCCUGAUUAGUAACACUAGCUCCUAGCCCCUGUACCCCUGAUUAGCAACACUAGCUCCUAGUCCCUGUACCCCUGAUUAGUAACACUAGCUCCUAGCCCAAGGGUGGGCAAACUUUUUGGCUCGAGGGCCACAUCGGGAUUUUGAAAUUCAACAGAGGGACGCAUUUUUUGGGGGGACCAAUUGUUUGUUAAAAUCGAUUUGCUGGGGUCUCAUGAGUGGUGCAGUGGUCUAAGGCUUGAGGCGUAACUACAGAGCCGGGUUCGAUCCCAGGCUGUGUCACAGCUGGCAGUGACUGGGAGACCCAUGAGGCGGCGCGCGUCGUCCGGGUUGGGGGAGGGGUUUGGCAGGCCGAGAUUUCCUUGUUCCAUCGCACUCUAGCGACUCCUGUGGCGGGCCGGGUACAUGCACGCUGACACAGUCAGAGCCAGGUGUACGGUGUUUCUUCCGACACAUUGGUGCGGCUGGCUUCCGGGUUAAGCAGGCACUGUGUCAAGAAGCAGUACGGCAGGGUCGUGUAUCGGAGGACACACGGCUCCUAGCCCCUGUACCUCCUGAUUAGUAUGUUAACCAGGCAGGGUGAAGGUAAACAGUCAGUCUCCCAGGGGAGAAUCAGGGGGACAAAACCCUCUUAACAGCAAGCACAACUUUCUUUAUAUCCCCCACAUCCCCUCUGUACUGGAGAGGGGACCCCCACAUCCCCUCUGUACUGGAGAGGGGACCCCCAAAUCCCUCUGUACUGGAGAGGGGACCCCCAAAUCCCUCUGUACUGGAGAGGGGACCCCCAAAUCCCUCUGUACUGGAGAGGGGACCCCCAAAUCCCCCUGUACUGGAGAGGGGACCCCCAAAUCCCUCUGUACUGGAGAGGGGACCCCCAAAUCCCCCUGUACUGGAGAGGGGACCCCCAAAUCCCCCUGUACUGGAGAGGGGACCCCCAAAUCCCUCUGUAAUGGAGAGGGGACACCCAAAUACAACUAUCCCCCUGAAGGCCAGACCAGAUUCCCUCUCACAUCCUCACCACACCCCUGCCAGUGAACCCCGACACAACUCCUACUCUCAGACAACCCCCCAACCCUCCCCCAUGACCCCCAUUCCCACCAGACUACCAGCUCAAACAUCUCAUAGCAAUGUUCCCAACCUGACUGACUCGCUGGCUGGCUGACUGUCUUAGCUGACUGACUCGCUGACCGACUAGCUGACUGACUGGCUGGCCGACUAGCUGACUGACUGGCUGGCUGACUGGCUGGCCGACUAGCUGGCUGACUGGCUGGUUGACUAGGUUGACUAGCUGACUGACUGACUGACUGGCCGACUAGCUGACUGACUGGCUGGCCGACUAGCUGACUGACUGACUGGCCGACUAGCUGACUGACUGACUGGCCGACUAGCUGACUGACUGACUGGCUGGCCGACUAGCUGACUGACUGGCCGACUAGCUGACUGACUCGCUGACCGACUAGCUGACUGACUGGCUGGCCGACUAGCUGACUGACUGGCUGGCUGACUGGCUGGCCGACUAGCUGGCUGACUGGCUGGUUGACUAGGUUGACUAGCUGACUGACUGACUGACUGGCCGACUAGCUGACUGACUGGCUGGCCGACUAGCUGACUGACUGACUGGCCGACUAGCUGACUGACUGACUGGCCGACUAGCUGACUGACUGACUGGCUGGCCGACUAGCUGACUGACUGGCUGGCUGGCUGGCCGACUAGCUGACUGACUGGCUGGCUGGCUGGCCGACUAGCUGACUGACUGGCUGGCUGGCUGGCCGACUAGCUGACUGACUGGCUGGCUGGCUGGCCGACUAGCUGACUGACUGGCUGGCCGACUAGCUGACUGACUGACUGGCCGACUAGCUGACUGACUGACUGGCCGACUAGCUGACUGACUGACUGGCUGGCCGACUAGCUGACUGACUGGCCGACUAGCUGACUGACUGGCUGGCUGGCUGGCCGACUAGCUGACUGACUGGCUGGCUGGCUGGCUGACUAGCUGACUGACUGGCUGGCCGACUAGCUGACUGACUGGCUGGCUGGUUGACUGACUGGCUGAAGGGAGGUAGAGGUUUAAGAGUUCUGUUCUGGGAUUCAGGUCAGCAUUGUUGGACAUUCUCUGACUGCAGCUUGAACACUAGUAGACCAGUGGUCGACCGUCAUUACUGCAUAAAACACACGUCACUCUAAUGGUCUGUGACACUACUCCUCCUGUCUCCCUCUCCCCCUGUCUCCCUCUCCCCCUGUCUCCCUCUCCCCCUGUCUCCCUCUCCCCCUGUCUCCCUCUCCUCCUGUCUCCCUCUCCUCCUGUCUCCCUCUCCUCCUGUCUCCCUCUCCCCCUGUCUCCCUCUCCUCCUGUCUCCCUCUCCCCCUGUCUCCCUGUCUCCCUCUCCUCCUGUCUCCCUCUCCUCCUGUCUCCCUCUCCCCCUGUCUCCCUCUCCUCCUGUCUCCCUCUCCCCCUCUCCCUCUCCUCCUGUCUCCCUCUCCUCCCUCUCCUCCUGUCUCCCUCUCCCCCUGUCUCCCUCUCCCCGUCUCCCUCUCCCCCUGUCUCCCUCUCCUCCUGUCUCCCUCUCCUCCUGUCUCCCUCUCCCCCUGUCUCCCUCUCCCCCUGUCUCCCUCUCCCCGUCUCCCUCUCCUCCUGUCUCCCUCUCCCCCUGUCUCCCUCUCCCCCUGUCUCCUUCUCCCCCUGUCUCCCUCUCCCCCUGUCUCCCCCUCCCCCUGUCUCCUUCUCCCCCUGUCUCCCUCUCCCCCUGUCUCCCUCUCCCCCUGUCUCCCUCUCCCCCUGUCUCCCUCUCCCCCUGUCUCCCUCUCCCCCUGUCUCCCUCUCCCCCUGUCUCCCUCUCCUCCUGUCUCCCUCUCCUCCUGUCUCCCUCUCCUCCUGUCUCCCUCUCCCCCUCUGGUACUAUAGAGACGGUAGUCAAGACAACUUUACUGGAAAGCAGUUAUUUAUGGAUGAGAAAAUAAUGGAAUAAUAAUAAAAAUGUUUUUUUGUGACCAAAAACAGUAUGUCUUUUUAAAUGGACAGAUAUCGAAAUGUUGUAAUUGAAAAUGAUUUGUAAAUAGUAAUAUAUUAGUUAUAGUCUAGUGUUUUUUCCACAUUACUCUGAGGAGUUGUUCAUUACAGAGCAUGUCUCAGCUCACUGCCCAUCCUGUCUACAUAAGGGCAAAGGGAAGGCUUAUAGCAACUGUAUGAAGGGUUAUAGCACUACUGUAAUAUUCUGUCAAAUAAAUCUACCCUAUAAAAA
This is a messenger RNA of Salvelinus fontinalis (brook trout), 6315 nucleotides long. Its product is annotated as paired mesoderm homeobox protein 2A-like. Gene Ontology annotation, molecular function: RNA polymerase II transcription regulatory region sequence-specific DNA binding; DNA-binding transcription factor activity, RNA polymerase II-specific. The record is from RefSeq and is a predicted model, not a curated record. Bases 923 to 1819 code for a protein of 298 amino acids. The transcript has 3 exons. Gene Ontology annotation, biological process: regulation of transcription by RNA polymerase II. NCBI's taxonomy places the organism in Eukaryota, Metazoa, Chordata, Actinopteri, Salmoniformes, Salmonidae.